AUGUACAAUUAUCAACGAGCCUAUGAUUUGACUCUAGCAAGUCAUCCAUUUGGAAUCAAGGAAGCUGCAAAAACAAUCAAUAAUAUUGCUAUUGUCUAUCGUAAGUGGUGCCAGUACGACAGAGCAUUGGAAUUACACUUUCAAGCUUUGAAAACAAAAGAAGAAUAUUAUGGUAAAGACCAUUUAGAAACAGCUAAGACACUGAGAAACAUCGGUUCAGUGUAUGAUGAGAAACAACAGUACGAUCGUGCUUUAGAAUAUUACCAGCAUUGCCUGAGAAUUCAACAGAAACAUUUACCAACUGAUCAUAUUGAUAUUGCAAUGACUCUACAAAAUAUUGGCAAAGUAUAUUGCGAAAUGAAUCAUAGCAAUAUUGCUUUAGAACACUUUCAAGCUUCCUUGAGAAUGCGACAGAAACUUUUAGUUUCUGAUCAUAAUGAUAUAGCUACAAGUUUAGUGUAUAUUGCAAGUGUCUAUAGUAAGCAGGGUCAGUACCAUAUUGCAUUAGAUAUUUUUUUCAAAGCAUUAGAAAUACAAAUGAAGGUUUUUGAUACGAAGGAUGGUCAUUCCGAUAUAGCAGAGACUUUACAACACAUUGGAGUCACAUACGAAAAACUUUCUAAUUAUUUAACUGCUAUAGAAUUUUAUAACAAAGCACUAGAUAUGAAUAAAAAAUUAUUACCACCUGAUCAUCCUACAAUAAUCAAGUUAUACAACAAUAUUGACAUUCUAAGAAAUAUAUUGGAACCAUACAACUGUUAA
Rotaria sp. Silwood2 is the source of this 762-nucleotide messenger RNA. NCBI's taxonomy places the organism in Eukaryota, Metazoa, Rotifera, Eurotatoria, Philodinida, Philodinidae. The record is from the annotation of a GenBank genome assembly.